Metarhizium robertsii ARSEF 23 is the source of this 1038-nucleotide messenger RNA. RefSeq lists its product as uncharacterized. Bases 1 to 1038 code for a protein of 345 amino acids. The record is from RefSeq and is a predicted model, not a curated record. NCBI's taxonomy places the organism in Eukaryota, Fungi, Ascomycota, Sordariomycetes, Hypocreales, Clavicipitaceae. The transcript has a single exon. Gene Ontology annotation, molecular function: protein binding.
AUGUCGCUGUACCAACUUCCCCCGGAGAUUUUACUCUACGUCUUCCGCUUGCUAGGCCCAGCUUUCUUCCGCCAAGAUGCUCGUCGCCUUCUUGUCUCCAGGCAGUGGUACCAGCUUGCUAGGCCAGUUCUUCUCCAAGACCUAAAUUUCUCUGCAGAAUCACUUCGGAGCUUCGUUCUCGCUACGGAGAAGGUGGGCAUGAUUCGUUCGAUACGAAAUCACGUAAAAACACUCAGCCUUGCCCUUGAUGGCUUUGAGAACUGGCAUUCAGCCCAAUUCGAGCCAAGUAGCGCAGAAUUGUCCGGUAUCGACCUCCAAACUAUGAAUACAUGGACCUCCGAGUUGAAUGACUUCCUGGUUGCUCUUGCUGGCAUACUCCAACAAUGUACGAGGCUGCAGUCUCUCAAACUUGAGGCACGACCGGAGGGACAUGGCCCACGGGUUGGUCUUCCUCGCCGCGACUAUUUGAUGGCAUCGCCUCUGGCUAGCCUUGUCUUCAUCAGCCGCCUUACAUGCCUUGAAAUUGAUACAGGCGGUACGCAUCUCAUUCAAAACAAUACCUCCAAAAUGCAUCUUUGUGCCAACAUCAACAAAAUGCUUCCGACUCUUCGGCGAUUACGCUGCCGGACGAGUGACAUCUGUCCUCGGAUCUUAGACGUCCCGGGAAACGGCCCGCUUAUAAGUCUCGAGGAUUUCGUCAUCAAUUUGAGUCUUUCGGAAAUGUCUAGUUCAGAUACUUCAUAUCGAUACCCAAGCCGCUGUGAGCGUAUUCCCGGCGACAGUUUUCCUCGAUUAAAGGCCGAUGUAGAAUCCCACGCGAGAGAGGUUGUGCGAAUGAUGAAGAAUCCACGCAUUGCAAGGAUCGUGUCUCAUACGUUUCCUGGUCUGAAAAUGCAUUCGUUUGAUGCUAUAACGGGACGCCGAAUGCUACUUUCCUCCGCCGCGCCAUGGGAUGCAGACGGCGACGAAAUCGAAGAGAGAGUUGCAGUCCAAGAUCUCUUCGACUCUGAUUCUUCGUCUGAAGAGUUUUUGCUAUAG